Dunckerocampus dactyliophorus (ringed pipefish) is the source of this 6579-nucleotide messenger RNA. RefSeq names its product solute carrier organic anion transporter family member 5A1a (gene slco5a1a). Gene Ontology annotation, molecular function: protein binding. The transcript has 9 exons. The record is from RefSeq and is a predicted model, not a curated record. Gene Ontology annotation, biological process: sodium-independent organic anion transport; transmembrane transport. Lineage: Eukaryota; Metazoa; Chordata; Actinopteri; Syngnathiformes; Syngnathidae. Bases 1138 to 3786 code for a protein of 882 amino acids. Gene Ontology annotation, cellular component: membrane.
CUUCGAGUCGACAUUAAUGUUUUUUUUUUUAACUCAACCUCAGUAUGACGCCUCAAUGGGCUAGCUGCAUGCUAGCAGUGCCAUCCUGAGGAUACUCUUCACAAUAAGACGCCGGCUCAGUGUGAGGCUUUGUUAUGGUAAUUACGACGAUAACGGCUAAAAAUGAUCGUUUUUGGAUUCAUUGUGAUCGCUACAUAGUUUGCGCACCUUGUCAGCUAUUCAUUUGCAGUUAACGUUUGUCGACUAGUCGGUCACACCAUUCAAACAAAUGCUCUGCCUUGUUACUGACGUCCACAUUUGAAUUAAAAUGAAAGGGGGUCUUUAUUUACAGUAUAUGCAAUUUAGACUGGUCGAAUUCAUCAGCAGAUCACUACCACUGAGCAAUGUUUACCAAAGGCAAUCAAUCUUGAUAGCUCGUAUAUAAUUGACAAGGGAGAACGAUUAAAAUAAGAGCACAUUAAUUUGUUAAUACCAGAGUUGUACUUCAUAGAUUAUUGUGUAAAAUAACGACAGGAAGUCAGAAUUUUCUCAUUCGCGCUCAAACCGUGGUAUUUAUAUCGCUAAGUGUAAAACGUUUUAUUUUGAAGCAGUGACUUCCGUCGAGUUUGUUCACUCCGCUAUAGAUGUGUUUUGAAUAGAGCUGCUGAGCACUGCGGUGUUUGUCGUCCUCACUGCUUCGUCACCUCACACCUUUGAAGGACCGAUCGCUCGACGCUCCACUUGACGCCCAUUCUGUAUUUUUAAUUGUGUUUUUCUACACAAAGCUGAUGGGAUUUGGACGUGGAAAUGAGCAGUAAGCGGCAGCCUGCAGGGAGGCGAUAAGACUGGGAGGGGAGAUGCCCUUGACUGUGGGGGGAGGAGAGGGGGAGGCAAGUGUAACAGUGUGAUCCCGUUGGCAGGGCAGGCGGGGAUGCAGCAUCUCUGCAGCCUCCGCAGGCUCACUUCAUCCCAGCAGCAGCAGCCCAGCGGAGGACUAGGACAAACCGCAGCCUGGUUCUGGAGCUGCUGCCGGACCUGAUAGGAGGCCUCGUCCCGGUGGCAGGAGAUAAAGAAAGGUGCAGAUAAGCUCUACUAAAAGCUGACAUCAUGGCCAGCAGCCUGUGAAGCGCUCUAGACUUGGACCUGGGGGACACAAUAAUGACAGAGCAAGAGGAGGCUGAGUUGUCCGUGUCUCUUCACAAGGAGGACGGGCUGUCCAGCGAGACGGAGGAACCAGGUACGAACGUCAAAUGUCAAAGUGUUCCCGUGUUAAACCCAACGCCGCCUCCAGAGGAAACCUUACUGUCUCCUUCGGUGUCCAUCAUGGCAGAGGAGAGCUCAGAAUUCAUCCAGCUGCCUGCCAACAUGGAUGCCGGUGACGCUGCCUCCAGGACUGACUACCUGCCCAAGGCAGGCAAGUCGGCGCUGAACCGGCCCGGCUCGUACGCGGAGACGUCGGCAGUGCUGCGUGGCAAGAAGGUGGUGAGGAGGAAGCCCGCGGGCUACUUGUCCUCCGGGCUGGCUAGGCUGGGCGUGCCCAGCAGGAAGUACUUGGCGCUCAUCCUGCAGGACUCGCGCUGCUUUCUGUUCUGCAUGUGCUACCUGACCUUCAUCCAGUCCCUCAUGGUGUCAGGCUACCUCAGCAGCGUCAUCACCACCAUCGAGAAGCGCUAUAGCCUCAGGAGCUCCGAGUCCGGCCUCCUGGUCAGCUGCUUUGACAUUGGCAGCCUCCUGGUGGUCGUCUUCAUCAGCUACUUUGGUGGGCGGGGUCAGAGGCCUCGCUGGCUGGCAGUGGGCGGGGUCUUCAUCGCCGUGGGCGCCGCCCUUUUCUCCUUACCUCACUUCAUCUCCCCACCCUACCAGAUCCAGGAGGUCAACUCGUCCUCGGCCAAUGAGGGUCUUUGCAUGAACAACAACACCAACGGCAGGGACCGCGUGGACAUCAGUUCCUGUCCUAGGGACCAGGAGGGCAACGAGCACAACCUCUAUGUGGCGCUCUUCAUCAUCGCCCAGAUUCUGGUUGGUAUGGGUUCCACGCCCAUUUACACGCUGGGCCCCACCUACCUGGACGACAACGUCAAGAAGGAGAAUGCCUCACUUUAUCUAGCCAUCAUGUACGUGAUGGGAGCGCUAGGUCCGGCCGCCGGCUACCUUCUGGGGGGUGUCCUCAUUGGCUUCUACGUGGACCCCAAGACCAUGGUCAACAUUGACCAGAGUGACCCCCGCUUCAUUGGAAACUGGUGGAGCGGCUUCCUGCUGUGCGCCGUGGCCAUGCUCCUGGUCAUCUUUCCCAUGUUCACCUUCCCCAAGAAGCUGCCCCCCCGACACAAGAAGAAAAAGAGGAGGAAAAAGCUAAGCUUGGACGAGCUGUCCAGCGACGACGACGUGCUGAAGGAGAAGAGCAACAACGGCAAGAGCCAAGCAGUCACCUCGUCUAUGGGCUUUGGGAAGGACAUCAAAGACCUUCCGAAGGCGGCUGUGAGGAUCCUGAGCAACGUCACCUUUUUGUUUGUUAGUCUGUCUUACACGGCUGAGAGUGCGAUCGUCACCGCCUUCAUCACCUUCAUCCCCAAGUUCAUUGAGUCGCAGUUUGGCAUCCCCGCCUCCAGCGCCAGCAUCUACACAGGUGUGAUCAUCGUGCCAAGCGCAGGCGUGGGCAUUGUGCUGGGCGGCUACAUCAUCAAGAAGCUCAAACUGGGCGCUCGCGAGUCAGCCAAGCUCGCCAUGAUCUGCAGUGGUGUGUCUCUGCUCUGCUUCUCCACGCUCUUCAUCGUGGGCUGCGAGAGCAUCAACCUGGGUGGGAUCAACAUACCGUACACUACCGGGCCUACGCUGACCAUGACGCAAAGGAACCUGACGGGCGGUUGCAACGUCAACUGCGGCUGUAGAAUCCAUGAAUACGCUCCGGUUUGUGGCUCUGAUGGCAUCACCUACUUUAACCCCUGCCUGGCCGGCUGCAGCAGUGUGGCUAAUGACAGCAGCGGCACCCGUAACUACUCAGACUGCGCCUGCGUCCAGAGCCGACAGGUCAUCACGCCAUCAUCAAGCGGGCCGGGUAGCAACCAGCUGCAGCUGGUCAUCGUCAAGACGUACCUCAACGAGAACGGAUACGCCGUGUCUGGGAAGUGCGACCGCACCUGCAGCACCCUCAUCCCCUUCCUCAUAUUUCUCUUCAUCGUCACGCUCAUCACCGCCUGUGCUCAGCCCUCCGCCAUCAUCGUCACACUCAGGUCAGUCGCUGAGCAGGAGAGACCGUUUGCUUUGGGGAUGCAGUUUGUUCUCCUCAGGACUCUUGCCUACAUCCCAACUCCCAUUUACUUCGGCGCAGUGAUUGACACCACGUGCAUGUUGUGGCAGCAGGACUGCGGCGUGCACGGCUCAUGUUGGGAGUACGACGUGACGUCACUGCGCUUCGUCUACUUUGGCCUGGCCGCCAGUCUCAAGUUUCUGGGCUUCCUCUUCAUCUUCCUCACAUGGUACUCCAUCAAGUACAAGGAGGAGCGCGUGGAGCGCUGGCUGAAGCGCCACUUGUCGCCCGUCGACACAGUGGGCAGUCUGGUGUGUCACCCGGGGGGCCACAAGGGCCAUGCCCGCACACGCUCCUGCCCAGUCAACAUCCCCAGGAGCGACCAUGCCAUUCCCCCCGCUGGCGUGCCUCCACGCACCGGUGCCCUCAACCGUGGUGUCAGCACCCAGAGUUGCCCAGGCAACGAGCUGAAAGCAAUAACCCCGCCACCUCCCGCCGCAGUUGCGGUAUCACCGCCCGCGCCGGCCCGCUCUCUGGAGCAAGUCUCAGUCCGGGUCUGACUUUCAUUUUUAAGAGGCGGACCUGAAGCCAAUCAACUGAGGACUUGGACCGCGGUGGUUGGUGCCUACCGUGGCAAGGAAGCUGGCUGAUCAAACGCAAGCAUCAAUGGACAAGGACUCAUGUUGGACACUGGAGACACGUGAUGGACCGCUGCUUAAUGAGCCACCACGGCGUACGUCCAUUGCUCUUGAUACUCCGCCCCCUUCAAAUGGGCUCCACGUGCAACUGGGCUCCAUGUGCCUUGUGUCACCUCACAGCACCUGCACCCUCUCAGGUGUACUGUGGCCCCGCCUACACAUACCUCAAUUCAUGCUGACCGCCCACCUCACCUCCACCCGCCUUUCCCUGGUGCGUUUGAUUCCCUCACCUUGAAGACUGGUGUUCAUGUGACCAAUGGCACGGUGCACGACAAUGCUUGGUGGCCAUUUUGAAGACACUUGAACUUACUGGCUACUCCCUGACACAGUGACAUAAUGGAGGCAGGAAGUGUGUUCCACAUCCAUACAAUGCUCCCAUACACCCACUCCUACAACCACCACCACCACACAUACGUACGAGAUUAACGGUUUAACCUGGCGAAAAAAACGAGGUGCAUUUUUCCCACAUUCCUAAAGCCAACACAGGCUGUGGGGAGGGGAAUUUGGGGGGGUGUUCAUCAACCAACCACUAGUUGAUCAGAUGAUGGGAGGGAAGGCUAGCUUCCUCAGUGAUUGAUCAUGUGAUCACAUGUAGUUUAGCUCAACAAUCCAAAGAAGUCAUUGGCUUCCCGCUGAUGAAAAAAAUGUGAAUGUUUUUAGUAUUCCUCUCCUUCUUUGAUUCACUCCCUAUCGUCACGGGCAUAUACACGCACUGUUUACUAACUCGCUAGCAUCCCUCAUGUCAUAGCAUCGCGGGCCACAGGGUCACAUGAUUCCAGAGGAAGCCCAGCUCGCCACUAAAUCUGUUAAAGGAGUUUGUUUUUUAGGGUCACUGUGGCUCGGUGUACCUCUACACACCUGCUUCAAUGCACAUCCUCUGUUGCUUGGUCCACAGGUUUGAAGCUGUGCCAUGACGUCACAUUAGUGUAUUUGAGUUGUCGCCCGUCAGUUUUGGUCUUCUGUCGACACCUGCUGGUGACGUUUACAACUGCAAUGGCAACUAAAGCACCAAAUCAAAGGCUGCGUCUCAAAUGGAAUACUUGCGUCAGUGCACUUGAGUACGUACACUGUGUACAAUAUGUACUGAUGCAAUGAUAGUGUGGUGCGUUCCCAAAACCUUUACUGUCUUUGUACACUCACCGGAAAUGAGAAUCAUAAAAUUUACGUUCUUCUCCUUUACUUUUUAAUGGUGAAUUGCAAUCAUAUUCUGUAGCCCCCCUCCCCCUCCCCAUUCCGUUACGGAGCAAAGAUGGCGUAUAUUGACGGCGCUAAGUGUCGUCUGCACAUACCAUUUUGAGUGCAACACCCGGGUACACACAGUGCAAUGGCGUCUAUUGGAGGCGCUAAGUGUCAUCUGCACGUACCAUUUUGAGUGCAACAUCCGGGAACACAGUGCACUGCAAUUUAACGUACUUCAGUGUGAACGCGCUUAUGUAUUGACUUAAGUGCACCAAAUGAGACACAGCCAAUGACUUUUAAUGUCAAGAUUUGGUGGAACUACAGAAGACUGUCCAAGCAUUUACGUCUAAAAUGAGUAGACUGAGACAUCAGUUCCAGGCCACAAUGAGCUGGUGUCAUGUGACCAUCAGGUUGAUGGUGAACAUGGAGCGCUACAAGCAGCUUACGAAUCAACCUUUUUAUUAUCAGUAUUUUACAGUCAUGACCUGUCAGUAAAAUGUGAAGAAAGAAUAAAGCAGUGUUCUCAUUGUCUUCAUGAUGUCCUCAGAGGAUAAGCACAUUGUUUUUUGUGAAACACACUUGCAGCUCAUGCAUAAAGACAACUUCACAGUUCACAUGGUGACCUCUGAGAUUUUUAUUUUGAAAGGCUGCACAUUUAAUUCCAGCCAGCUUUUGUCUUUCUUGAUGUUCAUGUUGUAUUUUGAAGGUCGGCUGCAGGUUGAGUGGAGAACAUCUUACUGGCCUCAGCGUCUUCCCUUCUUCAUGCAGAGCAAAGCUUAACUCCUCUAAGAGCUUAUCAAGUAAGCCAACAUCAAUUCAGGACUUUUAUUCCAUCAACGUCCUCUGGCGCCUCUGUUGAUAUCAAGAAAGGUUUUUGUGUGUGCACAUGUGCGACAUUAAAAUGUCACAAAGUGUAAGGCAGUUUUCCCUUCAAAAUGUCCUCUUAGGACAUCCUGACAGGAAGACAAAAAAGACGUAAUCAUCAGUAAAGAAUGUCCUCCCAGCAUGCAUCAGUGCCAGAGUCCUUGUUUGUCAUCCAGGUCCUCGUCAGUAUCUGCAAGAACAAGAGAAGCACACGUGAGCUCAUUGUGCACGUCAUGUGCGCUCACUGAACUUCCACUAGGGGGGAGCUGACCUGCCACGGACUCUGGCGGCGAGUAGAACUGUCCAUCAGACAUUGGUCCGGGACACAAGAGAGGCGCUCGCUCACUGGCGUCCAAGAUGGACUGGUACCCUGUGAAGGCGUGGGGACAUAUGAUGUGGUUGCUAUGAUGACAAGGGGACACUGUUGCGCCACUAGCAUGUAUGAUGGCAGGUGGGCCGCGUCAGCCGUGGUGGUCUACUUACUGUUUUCAUCUUCAGCCUCCUGAGGAAGAACCUUGAAGUCCAGUAGCCAUGUUUCUAUCCAGGCCAGCACAAAGGAGAUGAUAGGCAGCAGGUACCCAAAAGCCCCCUGAGACAGCAGCUGACACACAA